AUAGUUUUUUGCGCUCUCCUCGACUUUUCGUACAUAUUUCGUCAACUGUGUCAAGCGUGUCCGGUAUGUGUGUGUGUGCGUGUGCGUACGUGUCGAUACAAAGCGAGGGAGUGUCUGCAUUACAUCGAGAACAGUCGACGGAAGAUGACUGCGAUGAUGUAAGGAAAACGGAGAAUCAAAAUCAAGGAAGAAGCGGAGAAGUGCAGAAGCGAGAACGAGGAUGAGAGCUGGAGAGAUGAGGAAGAGAGAUGGAGAGGAAGAACGAGUGAAGCAGGACGACAGGUCUGAAGACCUUUACCUUUCGGAUUCUUCAUAUAUGAGAACCACUGACCCUAAGAUUGCCACGACACAUGCUGGAAAUUUGUUCGGCGGGAAUUUACGAGCGAGUUUCCGUGUCAGACCCAUGGACUCUGGUGGUGAAAUCCAUUUGGGAUCUCUGGAUAUACCUGCGGCGAUGGAUCUCCGCGACGGGGUCCGCAUCGUCGCGACGUAUAGGGACGUUUCCCGAUGUCACGGAACGAAAACGGAGAAUUGAGAUCGAAAAAAAGGAGAAAACUCUUUUCCAACGCCGAAGUGGUUGGAGAACGGCUGAAGGGAUGAGCUGCGAGGAAUAAGGUAAGGAUAAUCGAAGCAAUCGAACGCGGUGCCGUUCGUGGGAGACGAGGGCGUUGGGCCGCGAAAUGAAUUCCGCCCCUCGACGGAGGGUGGAAGAAAGAAGAGCGCCCGUCGCGACCGUUCGCAUACUCGCGUGCGAUGCUGCACGUAUAUGCGAAAAGCACACCAGUCUCGCUUGUGAGGGCGGCCAGGGCUGCUGGGAGAAUGAUAACGUCGCGUUAGAAACGAAGAUUUGUGAAUACAUUAGAGAAAAUGCGUGGAGGAGGGCUCGUGCAAAGGGAGGAUAUAGCCGAGGAAUAGCGGGGUGGUUUGUUCCCGGAGGAAAAUGCUCCGGAAUCCUCCUUCGCAUCCGCGCACGAGUAUUUAUCUUCCACCGAUCGCACUAGGGUCGCGUCCCUGGAAAGUCAACGAACUUUGUUCUCUCUUCCUCUCUCUCUUCUUCUCUCGGCGCGACUCGAGAAUUGCGAGCAGUGUAAUUUUUUUUGUCAACGACUUCUCGCUCUUGGGCUUCCCUGCGGGAUUUUGAGUCUCCAGUCUUUCUACCGCCCUUCUAUUGAAUGCCUUCGCGAUCUGGCGCAAUUCCCGAUUAUU
Molecule: messenger RNA, 1206 nt
Organism: Camponotus floridanus (Florida carpenter ant)
Lineage: Eukaryota; Metazoa; Arthropoda; Insecta; Hymenoptera; Formicidae
Exons: 4
Coding region: 221-535 (104 amino acids)
Source: RefSeq, a predicted model, not a curated record